Messenger RNA from Salvia splendens (bonfire salvia), 1352 nucleotides. Its product is annotated as TVP38/TMEM64 family membrane protein YtxB. NCBI's taxonomy places the organism in Eukaryota, Viridiplantae, Streptophyta, Magnoliopsida, Lamiales, Lamiaceae. The transcript is spliced from 4 exons. The record is from RefSeq and is a predicted model, not a curated record. The coding region runs from base 324 to 1226 and encodes 300 amino acids.
AUUACUUGACACGUUUUAUAGUUUUGCCACUUUAUUAAAACAAGUGUUGUUUACGUAUUAAAAGAAUAAACUAAUAAGAGCUCUGCUUUUCAAAUUCCUUCUUUCAACAAAUUCAGAUGUUUCUCUGCCAAAUUCUGCUGUUUUUCUUCCUCACAACUAAGAGAGGAUCAUGAAAUUUCCAUAUUUCGGAGUUACUGAGCUCAAAUCCCUGACUCACUCAGGUGUUUCGGGUGUCGGAUUUUGGAAUUGAUUUUCACCAUUUGUGUGUUUGAUUGCGGCAGCAAUUGAUUGAUCAAUAGAUUAGGUUUUUGUGUCGGCGUGACAUGACUUGCAAUGCUGUGGAUGAGGAGGAUCGCAGGCUCGUGGAGGAUUACGUGAAAUUGGAGGGUGGCGGCGGCGGCCAGUGGCAUGCUGAGACGUCGACGUCUGGUUGUUGCGGAGGCGACACAGGCGGAGGCGAUGAGGCUUCCUCUGAUGGUGGGUGGUGGUUGUGGUCUUUGUGGUGGUGGGUGAAACUUGUGCUGGUGGUCUUGUUUGUUGCCGUUUUGGGCGCGGUUUUCUUCAAAUGGAUCGGACCCUUUUUCAUGGAUAAGGAAAUUAUACCCAUGAUAAAUUGGGUGCAGAGUACUUUCAGCACAACUAUUUUAGGACUCAUAGUGUUUGCUUCUCUGGCAAUAUUCCCAGUAUUUCUUAUACCUUCUACACCAUCCAAGUGGGUUGCUGGGAUGACUUUUGGUUAUGGUUAUGGUUUUCUGUUGAUCACUGCUGGAGUUUUGAUUGGCAGUUCUAUUCCUUAUUUCAUUGGUUCAUUAUUCUACCAUAGAAUCCAUGCAUGGUUAGAAAGGCACCCAAAGCGAGCUUCGAUCAUAAGACUGGCUGGCGAAGGAAACUGGUUUAGUCAGUUUCGAGCUGUUUCUUUGAUUAGGAUUUCCCCAUUCCCUUAUAUCAUAUAUAACUACUGUGCCGUGGCUACAGAUGUGAGAUAUGUUCCUUAUUUGUUGGGGACUGCGGUGGGAAUGGUGCCAGAUAUAAUUGUUGCACUUUACACAGGGAUCCUGAUUAAAACAUUAGCUAAUGCUUCACAAGAUGGGAAGCCUAUGCCAGUUUCCCAGAUGGUGAUUAACGUGGCCGGGUUUUGCAUCACUGUGAGCGCGACUGUAGCAGUGACGUGGUAUGCAAAGAGGCGACUGAAGGAACUACAGAUGCAAGAGGAGCUUUUGUUGUAGGCAAAACUGAAGAUGGAUGCCUAAAUAUGAAUCAACAACUGUGCUUGUCAUACAUUGGUAUGUAUCGACUAAAGUCAUAUAUAGACUUAUGUAUGUACUCAACAAAUGGAAACCACAGGUUCUUUA